UGGUUUUGCUUGUUUACGUGUUGACACUCGCAUUCCAGUUCAGUUUAUCUAGCGAUAUGCGCGUCUCGCACAGCGUGCGUCCAGACUGGAGCGCGUUAAGGGUUAAUCGCGCUGCAUGGAGUCUGUAGGGCGGAGUGGAGAGGAUGUGAUUGGAGCGCUACCCAUGAUGUCAUGUACAUGAAAAAGCCAAGAAGUAGUUAAGAAGGCGGCUUGUAACUCUGGAAAGAGUGGGUGAACCUCUUAGGCGCAGAGAGCAGACACACGCGGGUGAUAUUCUGGACUGACAACACACGGCAACGGCACCAUGGUGCAGCAAACGGACAACAGCGAAACGGACAGCAUGUCCAGAGAAGCCACCGACUCCGAUGAAAGUGAAUUCAUGGUUUCGAUAAACCCAGACUGGUGCAAGACAGCGACCGGACACAUAAAGCGACCGAUGAACGCGUUCAUGGUGUGGUCUAAAAUCGAGCGGAGAAAGAUCAUGGAACAGUCUCCAGACAUGCACAACGCCGAGAUCUCCAAACGCUUGGGGAAGCGCUGGAAAAUGCUGAAGGACAGCGAAAAGAUACCUUUCAUCAGGGAAGCCGAACGACUCCGGUUGAAACACAUGGCUGAUUACCCUGACUACAAAUACAGACCCAAGAAGAAACCAAAGCUGGACAGUUCCUCCAAACCCUCAGCCCCGUCUCCAGAGAAGUCCUGCAGCAAAAUGUCCAAGAACUCCAAGAAAUGUCCCAAACUGAAAGCGAACAAGACGGGAAGCAAAUCGUCUCACGGCUACGGAGACGAGUACGCUUUUAAGAGCAUGAAAGUUUCAAAGACUGUCAUUAAAAGUGAAUUCACGGAUGAAGACGACGACGACGACUCCGAGGAGGACUCCUCUCGAGUCCGGGUGAAGGAGGAGGAAGAGGAUCCGAUCCGAGCCUACAAUGUAGCAAAAGUUCCCGCCAGCCCAACUUUGAGCUCGUCCACAGAGUCCGAGGGCGCCAGCAUGUACGAGGAGGUCCGGAACAACAGACUCUUCUACAAUUUCAAAAACAUCACCAAGCAGAGCACAAUGUAUCCCGCAUCCGUCUCACCAGCAUCCUCUAGGUCAGUUUCCACUUCUUCCAGCUCGAGCGAAGACGCGGACGACUUGCUUUUUGACUUCAGUUUGAACUUCGCCUCCUCCGCGCAAAGCUCGGAGCUGGGCAACCAAAACCCAGGGAAUCUCUCCCUCUCUCUGGUGGAUAAGGAGUUGGAGUCUUUUAGCGAGGGCAGCCUGGCUCCCACUUUGAAUUUCCAGACUAUUGCACGCCUGAGCUCAGCGAAAUGAUAGCUGGGGACUGGCUCGAAGCGAACUUUUCUGACUUGGUUUUUACAUACUAAAUAAGACAAGUAAUAACAUACGGGAGAGGUAUAAUGCUCUGUUCUGUACGUAUUUCUUUCCCCUGCCUUCUUCUGGUGGUCCACCUAUAGGGGAUUUGUGAAGGAGGCAAGUAUGGCAAGCCAUUUUAACAUUUAUUUCCUUACGCCAUAUAGUGUCUACGCUUGUUACUAGCAUCGUUUUUUAAUUGCAAGUCAGUCAUCCGAAAUGUGCUACUAGUAACUAUUCCAGUACUAACAUUUCUUACCUCACUUGUUACACUAGUUUACUCGUAAUAACUAGUCGGAAUAUCUUCUAGAUAGUUAAAUUCAAAACGCUACGAGCAAAAACUGGAAUUAACACUCGUUUCUAACUAUUUGGGAGUAGUAUCUUUUUUGUUAUUAUGGAAUAAUAAUAUCGGUGCCUAAUGAAUGCAGCAACAGUUUGAAAACAUGUCAUAAACAGAAGCAAAGGAAUAAGUUUUAGCCAGUAUUUAAUGAAACUGUAGUAAAAUCGAGUAAGAUACUAGUCACGGUAACGAAAAUGUAGAUACUAGUUAGUUUGAGGGAAUAAAUGUUAAAAUGGUUUGCCAUAGGAGGGGAGAGGUUUGGGGAAUUAGAUGCUCAUGAAGCUGGUACUGUAGCAAAAAGAAAAAAAGUCUGCAGACCUUUUUUUUCUGGCAGCAUGACAGGGUUUUAUGGAUUUUUCUGUAGGUCUACAAUUACUGUUCAACUUAAGCGGACCACAAAGGGAAAAUCUGAGAACUUCUAUGCAUCUUAUACCCUCUUUCUAACUGCAGGGAGCUGAAAAUGUAAAGACUGUGGACUGACUCAAAGCAAAUCUGUGAACUAUUACUGUUCAGGACGUUUCUUUCAAACGUUGUUUAGUCAUUUCUAAAUGCCGGAACUUUUUUUUUUCUCCUUUUGUUUUCUUUAUGGGACUGAUUCUGUUUACCUACUGGUUUGAAACUUAAGCAGCCUAAACCUCCUUAGAGUUGCAGGUGUUAGAGGAAGCAUUUUGAUACAUAACAGACCUCAUCUUUUUAAAAGAAAGCAAACUAUUUUCAGGCAUAUUUUUGUACAGUUCAAAAGGGAAUGUUCUUACUGGGCACUCAGUGAGUUUCAGGCACUUCUUCCCUUUAUCAUUUGUUUUAAGCAUGCAAGGGAGUCCUGGUUUAAGGAUUAAGUUUAAAUUAAAACUUGCAUCAAAAAUGCCUUGUGAUUUUAAGCUAGGUUUUGUACAGCUGUAGAUCAAAUUUGUUGAGUAUUUGUAGAACAUAUGGCAUUGGGGAGGGGGGAGAUGCAUACCUCAGUGCUGGUAUUAGUUUCAAGAUUGUAUAUGUACUGUAAAAUAGUAAAGUUAGGAGUUUAUGUAUAUCAUACUCGUGAUAUGUGGAUGGGUCCCUAAUCGCAGGUGUGAGACUGGAUUUUUUUUUUUUUUUUUUUUUUUUUUUUCUUUCUUUCUAAUGGCACAUACUGUUUCCCCUUCAUUUUUUUGUGCAAUAUAUUUACUUGUAAAUGCAGACCAUCUACAUUUUUUUGCAUUUUUGUAGCAAAAUGAUGGACGGGCAGACUUUUGCUCUGUCAACAUCAUUAUUUGUCAUGAUGCUGAAGUCAUUGAUGAAUAAAGAAAUCAGCUGGAACUGAUCGUAACUGAAUAUGGUCACAUGGUGUGCUUUUCUGUGGAGAAAAAACCCACCAUUUCUCUUUAAACUGACCCACAAAAAUUGGACAAUUUGUGUCCUGCAGCCAAUUUGAAAAUGACUCAAUUUUGAAAGUGUGCCAUAAUGGGCAAAUAAUGAAUGUCGGUGGUCUGGCUGAAGAAAAACCAAGAAAGCAAAAAAAGGUACAUUCCACAUCCUCGUUUCAUAUGAUGAAACAUUUCAUUUUCGACUCAAGACUGC
Labeo rohita (rohu) is the source of this 3248-nucleotide messenger RNA. RefSeq names its product SRY-box transcription factor 11a (gene sox11a). NCBI's taxonomy places the organism in Eukaryota, Metazoa, Chordata, Actinopteri, Cypriniformes, Cyprinidae. Gene Ontology annotation, biological process: anatomical structure morphogenesis; negative regulation of transcription by RNA polymerase II; neuron differentiation. Gene Ontology annotation, molecular function: DNA-binding transcription activator activity, RNA polymerase II-specific; RNA polymerase II cis-regulatory region sequence-specific DNA binding. The record is from RefSeq and is a predicted model, not a curated record.